Molecule: messenger RNA, 741 nt
Organism: Protobothrops mucrosquamatus (brown spotted pit viper)
Lineage: Eukaryota; Metazoa; Chordata; Lepidosauria; Squamata; Viperidae
Product: dehydrogenase/reductase SDR family member 13-like
Exons: 5
Coding region: 1-741 (246 amino acids)
Source: RefSeq, a predicted model, not a curated record
AUGGAUGCGCUGGCGAUGCUGGCGGCGGGCGCGGCGCUCCUGCUGGGGCUCUGCGCGCUUCUCUACUACAACUUCGCGACGGCCACGCGGUGCCGGAACGCGGUCAGCCUGCGGGGCAAGACGGUUCUCAUCACAGGUGGAAAUACAGGGAUCGGGAAGGCCACAGCGGUGGAUCUGGCCCGGAGAGGCGCCCGUGUCAUUCUGGCAUGCCGCGACAAAGCAAGAGGAGAAUCGGCUGUGUACGACAUCAGACGGGAAAGUGGGAACUCGGAGGUGAUCCUGAUGAUCCUGGAUCUGGCCAGCCUCAACUCCGUGCGAGCUUUCGCAGAGACCUUCUUAAAAUCGGAGCCCCGUCUGGACAUCCUCAUCAACAAUGCCGGGGUCUUUAAGGAUGGUCAAACCGCUGAUGGCUUUGGUGAGGCCUUCCAGGUCAACCACCUGGCUCACUUCCUGCUGACCCACCUGCUCCUGGACCGGCUAAAGCACUGCGCCCCAAGCCGGGUUGUAAUCGUGUCCUCAGGUGCGCACUGGGCUGGGAAGAUUGACUUUCGGACCAUCCACAAGCCGGUGGAGGGGAUGUGGCAGGCCACAAAAUCAUACUGCAACAGCAAAUUAGCCAACGUUCUCCACAUGAGAGAGUUGGCCAACCGGCUGGAAGGAACCAACGUCACCUGCUACGCGGUUCAUCCAGGCACCAUAACAUUUGCUGCCAUCGGCAAAGACAGUGAGGGCAUCUGGUAG